CAUGUUGUGGUUGUUUGCUGCAGUGCAUAAAGUGGCUGUGGUUCUUGGAGUGUUAGUAAUUGUUGGAGUAGGUGUUGUUGAAGUAGGAGUUGUUGGUGUAGGAGUUGUUGGGGUUGGAGUUGUUGGAGUAGGAGUUGUUGGUGUAGGUGUUGUUGGGGUUGGAGUUGUCGGGGUUGGAGUUGUUGGAGUGGGAGUUGUUGGAGUAGGUGUUGUUGGGGUUGGAGUUGUUGGGGUUGGAGUUGUUGGAGUAGGAGUUGUUGGUGUAGGUGUUGUUGGGGUUGGAGUUGUCGGGGUUGGAGUUGUUGGAGUGGGAGUUGUUGGAGUAGGUGUUGUUGGGGUUGGAGUUGUUGGGGUUGGAGUUGUUGGAGUGGGAGUUGUUGGAGUAGGAGUUGUUGGUGUAGGUGUUGUUGGGGUUGGAGUUGUUGGGGCUGGAGUUGUUGGAGUGGGAGUUGUUGGAGUAGGAGUUGUUGGUGUAGGUGUUGUUGGGGUUGGAGUUGUCGGGGUUGGAGUUGUUGGAGUGGGAGUUGUUGGAGUGGGAGUUGUUGGUGUAGGUGUUGUUGGGGUUGGAGUUGUCGGGGUUGGAGUUGUUGGAGUGGGAGUUGUUGGAGUAGGAGUUGUCGGGGUUGGAGUUGUUGGAGUGGGGGUUGUUGGAGUUGGAGUUGUUGGUGUAGGAGUUGUUGGGGUUGGAGUUGUUGGAGUAGGUGUUGUUGGAGUGGGAGUUGUUGGUGUAGGAGUUACUGCUCUGAUUUUUCUUAAAUCUCUUUUUACAACUAAAGUUGAUAUAGAAUUAGGUAAAUAA
Dimorphilus gyrociliatus is the source of this 799-nucleotide messenger RNA. The record is from the annotation of a GenBank genome assembly. Lineage: Eukaryota; Metazoa; Annelida; Polychaeta; Dinophilidae.